Messenger RNA from Capsicum annuum, 1953 nucleotides. Its product is annotated as ADP,ATP carrier protein ER-ANT1. Bases 414 to 1355 code for a protein of 313 amino acids. Gene Ontology annotation, biological process: mitochondrial ADP transmembrane transport; mitochondrial ATP transmembrane transport. Gene Ontology annotation, molecular function: ATP:ADP antiporter activity. Gene Ontology annotation, cellular component: mitochondrial inner membrane. The record is from RefSeq and is a predicted model, not a curated record. The transcript is spliced from 4 exons. NCBI's taxonomy places the organism in Eukaryota, Viridiplantae, Streptophyta, Magnoliopsida, Solanales, Solanaceae.
AUUUGGUAUUGAGAUGAGAUGUCAAAAAUAUUCUUAAUAGUGUUUGACUAUAGGAAAAUCAAAUUAAAUUUGACCCAAAUCAAGUAAAAGUGUAUUUAAGCUGGUGAAAUGAUGUGGAUACUACUCGACUCGAAUGGGAAAAAAAGAGACAUUACCAUAAAGAAGGAAAAAAACUGUAAAAAUGGAUAAGGACAAGGGCGAAGUUUAUGGGAGAGCGCACUUGGACGCCACAAUAAUAAUGUCAGAGCCAACAAAACAACAUAUUCAAAAAUUAAGAAUAUUGGUGGUUUCCUUAAAACCACCUUUCUUUUUCACCCUCCGCCAUCCUCCGGUGGUUGCUGACCUCCCACCUACAGCCUCAAAAAACCUCCAUUGGCUCAUCAGGAUUAAGGAGGGAAAACUUGGGGUAUAAAAUGGAAACUAGGUCAGAAAACUUCUCUGUGGAUUUUCUGAUGGGAGGAAUGGCAGCCAUUUUUGCAAAAAGUGCCGCAGCACCAAUUGAGAGAGUAAAACUUUUGUUGCAGAAUCAGGGAGAAUUAAUGAAGAGAGGUCAACUUAAGAGACCUUAUGUAGGAAUUGGUGAUUGCUUUCGAAGAGUUUUGCGGGAGGAGGGGCUUUUGUCAUUAUGGAGGGGAAACCAGGCCAAUGUUAUAAGAUAUUUCCCAACUCAGGCUUCGAACUUUGCUUUCAAAGGUUACUACAAGAACCUCUUUGGAUAUUCAAAAGAGAAAGAUGGAUAUGUCAAGUGGUUUGCGGGCAAUGUGGCUUCCGGUAGUGCUGCUGGAGCAACUACUUCCAUGUUCCUUUAUCAUUUGGACUAUGCAAGGACUCGGCUGGCAAUGGAUGCUCACGAUUGUCCAGUUCAUGGUAAACGUCAGUUUAAGGGGCUAACAGAUGUUUACGCUAAGACAUUAUCUAGUGAUGGAAUUGUUGGCCUCUAUCGGGGUUUUGGGGCCUCAAUUAUGGGAAUAACACUGUACCGAGGCAUGUAUUUUGGGAUCUACGACUCCAUGAAGCCAAUUGUUUUAGUUGGACCCUUACAGGACAAUUUUCCUGCCAGUUUCAUGUUGGGUUGGAGCAUAACCACUUUCUCUGGGGUGUGUGCCUAUCCAUUUGACACAGUCCGCAGAAGAAUGAUGCUAACUUCAGGGCACGAAACAAAGUAUAGGAAUUCCUUGCAUGCACUCCGUGAAAUUAUACGCGUUGAAGGUUUUGCUGCACUUUUCAGAGGAGUCAGUGCAAACAUGCUGUAUGGUGUAGCAGGGGCUGGAGUACUUGCAGGGUAUGACAAAUUACACCAAAUUGUCUAUAGACCUGCUUAUAGUUUUGAGUCUCAGAGAGCCUUCAACAAAUAAGAGCUUUCCAUGAAUACUGUAUAGGUAUACAACCUUAUAUUUGAUACAUACGGAGGGAGUUGUAACAUAAGCAGAGGCGUGCAAGAGUUCAUUUCACCAACAGUUGUGAACAAAAAAGGAGAACAACUACAUGCUGAGUGCUUGCGCACAAAUGUUUUAGCUCCAUAAAAAUGAAGAGUCCAUCACUUGUGCUACCGUAGACUACUUGCGUAGAUGCUAUGGAUCAUUUGAACAGAAUAAUGAAGUGCUCAGUGGCAUACAAAACUGCAUCGCGAAGGAGACUUGGUUGCAUCAGACAAUUGUCUCUCCCCUCUUUAAAUUCUUUAUUUGGAAGCUUGCAAGAGUUUCCCUGUACUAAUACAAGAGAAAACAAGGCAGAAGAAAUGUAACAAGGGUCUCCAUCCUGUAUUUUCUGUACAGUCCAUUCACUUAAUUUUCUUUUUUUUUUUUUUUUACGCCCGAUUCCUGGUGGAAUUAACCAAUGAUACUGUAGGUGUUCUGUGUCUUUAGACAAAUAUGGUGAAAGUGCAAAUAGUAGAUCAAUUCAACUGUAUAUAAAUGCAUUGAUUUUAUUGGUAUGAUAUGAUUGUUAUUUGGU